Molecule: messenger RNA, 267 nt
Organism: Tauraco erythrolophus (red-crested turaco)
Lineage: Eukaryota; Metazoa; Chordata; Aves; Musophagiformes; Musophagidae
Source: RefSeq, a predicted model, not a curated record
CUCGUGAAACCCAAGAUCGUCAAGAAGAGGACCAAGAAGUUCAUCCGCCACCAGUCGGAUCGCUAUGUCAAGAUCAAGCGCAACUGGCGUAAACCAAGAGGUAUCGACAACAGAGUGCGCCGGCGGGUCAAGGGUCGUCAGAUCCGGAUGCCAAACACCGGCUACGGCAGCAACAAGAAGACAAAGCACAUGCUGCCCUCGGGCUUCAGGAAGUUCCUGGUCCACAAUGUCAAGGAGCUGGAGGUGCUCAUGAUGAGCAACAAGUAA